Echinops telfairi (small Madagascar hedgehog) is the source of this 995-nucleotide messenger RNA. RefSeq names its product methionyl aminopeptidase type 1D, mitochondrial (gene METAP1D). The transcript has 8 exons. Gene Ontology annotation, molecular function: metalloaminopeptidase activity. The record is from RefSeq and is a predicted model, not a curated record. NCBI's taxonomy places the organism in Eukaryota, Metazoa, Chordata, Mammalia, Afrosoricida, Tenrecidae. The coding region runs from base 74 to 727 and encodes 217 amino acids. Gene Ontology annotation, biological process: proteolysis.
ACAAAAAGAGAUUUCACACAGCAUCGUUUUGCCGGCUGCAGUCUCUCCAGCGCACCCAGUCCCUGAGGUUGACAUGACAACUGAAGAGAUAGAUGCUCUUGUUCAUCAGGAAAUCAUCAGUCAUAAUGCCUAUCCCUCACCUCUAGGCUAUGGAGGUUUUCCAAAAUCUGUUUGUACCUCUGUAAACAACGUGCUAUGUCAUGGUAUUCCUGACAGUCGACCUCUCCAGGAUGGUGAUAUUAUCAACAUUGAUGUCACGGUCUAUUACAAUGGCUACCACGGCGACACCUCGGAAACAUUUUUGGUGGGCAAUGUGGAUGAAGGUGGGAGAAAGUUAGUGGAGGUUGCCAGGAGAUGUAGAGAUGAAGCAAUUGCAGUGUGCAGAGCAGGGGUUCCCUUCUCUGUAAUUGGAAACACAAUCAGCCACAUAACACUUCAGAAUGGUUUGCAAGUCUGUCCUCAUUUCGUUGGACAUGGAAUAGGAUCUUACUUUCAUGGACAUCCAGAAAUUUGGCAUCAUGCGAACAACAGCGACCUGCUCAUGGAGGAGGGCAUGGCGUUUACCAUAGAGCCAAUCAUCACCGAGGGAUCCCCUGAAUUUAAAGUCCUGGAAGAUGCGUGGACUGCAGUCUCCCUGGACGAUCAAAGGGCCGCCCAAUUCGAGCACACCGUUCUCAUCACGUCGGGCGGCACGCAGAUCCUGACCAAAUUGCCCCAGGAGGCCUGAGGCCCAAAAGACAGGGUCACCGGACGCCUUCGUCCGUAAGUGUUCGAAAUCCGGUUGGAGAAUUUCUCAGAAGACUGGCGAUCGAUCGGCAGCUAGCGCCUAAUAAACGUCUCUUCUCUUCAAAAUACACGGUAGAGAUUAGGGACCGCUGGGGACGCAGCGCUGCCGCCCAGCCCGGGCUGCGCGAGGACGAGGGGACCCCUUCUUGGGAGAUCAGGGGCUUCUCUUGUCCUAACCGCCAAAGUAAAAACACCAUUGCCCUCUCCAA